Molecule: messenger RNA, 1403 nt
Organism: Xylona heveae TC161
Lineage: Eukaryota; Fungi; Ascomycota; Xylonomycetes; Xylonales; Xylonaceae
Product: WD40 repeat-like protein
Exons: 3
Coding region: 66-1298 (410 amino acids)
Molecular function (GO): protein binding
Source: RefSeq, a predicted model, not a curated record
AAUAUCCCCAGAUAACUUUAAGCUGGUUUGUCUGCGUCCAGCAAUUGUCCUCGAAUGUCACGGUGAUGUUCGAUACCGUCUGUACCCUCCCCCUUUCCUCCGACUUCUUCACGCAAGCGGUUCAUCCCAGUGAGCCGCUUGUCGCUGUCGGACUCUAUGGCGGCCAUGUAGAGACCUUCCGCCUACCUGCUCCAGCCAGCGAUGACAGCGAUGAGGAAGCAUCACAUUCGCCCAAUGGUUUUGGAAAGAUAGACACAUUAUGGAGGACAAGGAGGCAUAAGGGUAGUUGUCGGAGCGUUGGAUUUGGCAUUGACGGCGAAGCUCUCUAUUCUGCGGGCACAGACGGUCUUGUAAAGGCUGCAUCUACCGAAACUGGCCAGGUCACAUCCAAAAUCGCAAUUCCUUCUGGCUCUGGCCCGGACGCGGACGCGCCCUCUUUACUUCACGCGCUCUCACCUCAAACUCUUUUGUUGGCUACCGACUCUUCGGCACUCCAUCUCUACGACCUUCGCGAGAACAACUUCACCAAAUUGAAGCCCCAGCAAACGCAUCAUCCCCACGACGACUAUGUCUCCUCAUUGACACCUCUUCCGGCUUCCGAUGCAAGUACGAGUGGUUUCAGCAAGCAAUGGGUGACCACGGGAGGUACUACGAUCGCGGUUACGGAUCUUCGACGCGGAGUUCUGGUGCGAAGUGAGGACCAAGAAGAGGAAUUACUUAGCUCUGUCUUUGUAGGAGGAUUACCGGCUAAGCCUGGACGCAGCAAGGGUGAAAAGGUACUUGUCGGUGGUGCUGCCGGCGUUCUGACCCUUUGGGAACGCGGCGUUUGGGACGAUCAGGACGAGAGAAUCAUUGUCGAGCGCGCUGGCAAUCAGGGCGAAAGCUUGGAUACUUUGACCCUCGUGCCUGAUGAGAUUGGUCCCUUUGGCAAGAUUGUGGCAGUGGGAAUGGGUGACGGACGGGUCAAGUUUGUAAAGCUUGGUCCUAAUAAGGUCAUUGGCGAAGUCCGACAUGACGAGGUUGAGGGCGUUAUGGGACUUGAUUUCGACGUUGGGGGAAGAAUGAUUAGUGGCGGUGGCUCCAUUCUCAAGGUCUGGCAUGAAAAGGUGGAGGGACCUGGAGAGCUCGAGGAGGGGCCGACAGGCAAGGGAUUCGGCAGUGAUGAUGAUAGUGACGCAGACGAUGCCAGUGAUAGCAGUGACGAUGAAGGAUCUUCUCAGAAGCGUCGCAAGCGGAGAAAGAGAACCAAGGGAAAGCAGCAGGUUCAGCAUGUGAUGGCGUUCAAGGGUAUGGAUUAAUUAUAAUGGCAACUUUCUGGAUAACAUCUGCAGCAAGAUGCUUUAGUUGGAAAAAUAAAAGUUUUUAGUUUGGUCCUAAAGGAAUAGAAUCGAUAUGUGUGGCUG